Brugia malayi is the source of this 1155-nucleotide messenger RNA. RefSeq lists its product as uncharacterized. Gene Ontology annotation, molecular function: catalytic activity; protein binding. Bases 1 to 1155 code for a protein of 384 amino acids. Gene Ontology annotation, biological process: peptide metabolic process. The transcript has 7 exons. The record is from RefSeq and is a predicted model, not a curated record. Gene Ontology annotation, cellular component: extracellular region; membrane. NCBI's taxonomy places the organism in Eukaryota, Metazoa, Nematoda, Chromadorea, Rhabditida, Onchocercidae.
AUGGUAUUAACGAUCGAUCAGACUAUUCAACAAUUAGAUUUUGAUUAUAACUAUAAGAGUAUUUACGGUGAAAAUAACAAAAUUAAUGAUAAUGGUGAUAUUGAUAAUGAUGAUGAUGAUGAUGAUGGUGCUGGUGGUGGUGGUGGUGGUGGUGGUGGUAACAUUGCUGAUAUUGAUAAUCAAAAUAUCGCUUCAUUUCGAUAUUAUGAAGAUUUGGAUAAUACAAAUGACAAGGCAUAUAUUUUACCAAUCUCAAAACCAAUUGGGCAAGUAACAGGACUUGGAAUUAAUUCGCAUGGAUACCUUUUAGCAUUUCACAGAGCCGAUCGAACAUGGAACAAAUGGUCAUUUGAUAAAUACAAUAAAUUCAAUGCAAGUUUUGGUCCAAUAAAAAAUGCAACUAUUUAUGUGAUUGAUCCAAAUUCUGGUGAAAUUGUAAAGGAAUUUGGUGAAGGUAUCUUUUACAUGCCACAUGGGUUGACAGUGGAUAGCAAUGAUAAUAUUUGGGUGACAGAUGUUGGAUUACAUCAAAUAUUCAAAUAUGACAAAAAUUUUAAAUUAUUGAUGAAAUUGGGUGAACAUUUGAAACCAGGUUCUGAUAAGAAGCAUUUUUGUAAGCCAACUGAUAUUGCGAUAGCACAAAAUGGACAUUUCUUUGUGGCUGAUGGUUACUGUAAUAAUCGAAUCAUGAAAUUUGAUGAAAAUGGCAAAUUGUUAGCAGAAUUUGGUCAUUCAAAUGGAUUAGGUGAAGCAGCCAGUAGUCAAUUCUCGAUACCCCAUUCGAUAGCUCUCAUCGAGGAUUUAAAUUUGAUUUGCGUAGCGGAUCGUGAAAAUGAACGAAUUCAGUGUUUCAGUGCUGGAAUCACCGAUGAUCAACGAGCUUUACCGAUCGGAAUGCUAAUCACUAAAGCGGAAGGUGUUGGUCGAAUUUAUGCAAUUCGUGAAAAAAAGCACUAUUUGGUGGGUGUUACUGAAUCAGAUGGUGAAGGUAUUGAAUCACAGCUAUUUGUGAUGGAUAUGAAUAAUGGAAAAACGAGAACAUUUAUGAGGGGAAUUGAAAAUGCUCACAGUUUAGCAAUUUCGGAUGAUGGUAUUGUUUAUGUUGGCCAAACUGGACCUAAACAAAUCGUUCAAAUUCCACUACUUGAUCAGUAG